This is a messenger RNA of Mercurialis annua (annual mercury), 736 nucleotides long. Its product is annotated as V-type proton ATPase subunit G 1. Gene Ontology annotation, molecular function: proton-transporting ATPase activity, rotational mechanism. The record is from RefSeq and is a predicted model, not a curated record. The transcript has 4 exons. NCBI's taxonomy places the organism in Eukaryota, Viridiplantae, Streptophyta, Magnoliopsida, Malpighiales, Euphorbiaceae. Bases 145 to 477 code for a protein of 110 amino acids. Gene Ontology annotation, biological process: proton transmembrane transport. Gene Ontology annotation, cellular component: vacuolar proton-transporting V-type ATPase complex.
CGCAAUAAUAAUAAGAAGGUGUUUGGUUAAGACGAAAGUUGAUUCUCUAACACAAAUCACAAACUCACAGCACAACACAACACAACACGACCAGACCGCUUCUUCGGUUAAAUUAUAUAUCAUCCAUUUGCAUUUCCUGGAAGAAUGGAUUCCAGCAGAGGUCAGAAUGGAAUUCAACUCCUGCUAGCUGCUGAACAGGAAGCUCAGCAUAUUGUCAAUGCUUCAAGAAAUGCAAAACUGGCUAGAUUGAAGCAAGCCAAGGAAGAGGCUGAGAAGGAUAUUGCUGCAUUUCGUGCUCACGUGGAAGCUGAGUUUCAGAGAAAGGUUGCAGAGAGUAGCGGAGACUCUGGUGCAAAUGUGAAGCGGCUGGAAGUAGAAACAAAUACGAAGAUAGACCACCUCCAGACAGAAGCAGCAAGAAUAUCACAUGAUGUGGUAAACAUGCUUCUAAAGCAUGUGACAUCGGUGAAGAAUUAGGAACGGGAUUUCUCGAGGGGGUAAUUGUGUUCAAAUGCUCCUUCCGCUUGUACCAUUUUGAUUUGGAUAUUGGUGUUCUGGUUUUGUGAGAAUGCAUGUAUUGCAGUUCUUUCUAAAUUAUUUAUGCUAUUUAUUGCAUGAUUAUGUUUAUUUAAGAAAUUUGUAAUUUGUAUUGUUUGAUUACUUUGUGAAGUAUGAAAUAAAUUAGCCAUCUGUCUAAAAAAACAUUCUAUAUUUAAUUACUUCUCAUUUCCUUGAA